Messenger RNA from Fimicolochytrium jonesii, 952 nucleotides. RefSeq lists its product as uncharacterized. NCBI's taxonomy places the organism in Eukaryota, Fungi, Chytridiomycota, Chytridiomycetes, Spizellomycetales, Powellomycetaceae. The transcript has a single exon. Bases 257 to 625 code for a protein of 122 amino acids. The record is from RefSeq and is a predicted model, not a curated record.
CCUCUUGGCUCUUUUGGAUGUCACGCGUCAGCUCGCCCCGUUGACCUCCACGUCGCUCGUCGCAACCAAAUCAUUCCUCUCCUUCUCUCGGAGGCUGCUGCUCAGAAGAUGUGAUAUACAGUAUAUCGUCGCCGUGUCUUUGAUUCCCUCCCAUCGCUCAAUUCCCCUCCAAACCUGAGUUUGCUGCAUCCGACCCUGCAUACACUUCGUCGCUCAACGGAAUAACAACGCAUAUCGAAUCCCACAUUCCACAAAGAUGGCUCCCGCAAACAUCCCCCCUGCUACCGACAGCGCAAACGCCGGUCUCGCCGAACUAACCCCUCACGAACGAGACGAUCUCGUCAAGGACACCGACACCUUCAUUGCAUCCCUCUCCCCGACCGAUAUCCACCAAAAACUCCAAGCCGACCAAGCACUCCUCGACAGCUACUGGGCUGAUGACGAGAAUUGGAGUUACGGCGUGUUUUAUCACUGCAAGGACGACCCGAGGUGGCUGGUCCCGAAACGCAUAAAGUCUAUGGGUUGGACGAUCAACUUUGCGUCGAGUUCGGAUAGGGCGAGGGAGUUUAGGCAGGCUAAUCGCUUGCUCAAAAGGGCUGCGGCAAAGGUGAAGGCCAGCGAGUAGAUGUGACAGACGAGGGGCCAUAGCCAGCCCAGCCUAUACUUCAAAUUUCGUAAAGAGACAGCGUAUGGCCGAGUCAUAAAAAUAGUGCACAAACGAUAGUUAGCUCUUUCGCGCGGGCGACUUUGCAAAAGGGGAAUGUCGAUAACUCUCAAAGCCAGCAUGAAGAGACAGGGCAGAAGGCGCUCCAUACACCUCAGAAAAUGGUCAAGGGUGUUGUAAACCGAUGUUUAUGCCUCCACUGUAUAGUUCCGGGUAGCGUUUUGCUGUGGCCCAGCAGUGAGUUCUUAGGGAAAAAAGAAACUAAAAGGCUUCGGCUUUCACAUAACG